CCAAGACUCUCCAUUUCUCUCUCUUUCUAUAAACUUCUCUUCUCUCUCAUGCUCAUAAUUGAUAGUCACCAAUCAUAUCUUCUUUCUUCUUUUCCAUCAUCAGAACGAAGAACUCUUCCAUGGAUUCCAGCAGCAGCUUCGACCCAAUUAUGAAUGAGUUAACAAGAGAGGAAUACUCUGCCUUGGACUCUGUAAUUCGAACAUACCAUUCAUACGACACAAAUCCAAAGAACACAUCCUGCACCUCUAUCAUCACCCAAAGAAUCGACGCUCCCGCCGCCGCAAUCUGGCCAAUCGUCCGCCGCUUCGACAACCCUCAACGCUACAAGCACUUUGUCAAAUCCUGCCGCCUCAUCUCCGGAGACGGUGUAUCAGUCGGCAGCGUCCGGGAAGUAACUGUUGUUUCCGGACUUCCGGCCUCAACCAGCACAGAACGCCUCGAGAUCCUCGACGAUGAUCACAAAGUUCUCAGCUUUCUCGUCGUCGGUGGGGAACACAGACUAAAAAAUUACCGGUCCGUAACAUCCGUUAACGAAUUCUCGUCUUACACCGUUGUUCUGGAAUCAUACAUAGUGGACGUACCCCAAGGGAAUACGCAGGACGAUACCAAGAUGUUUACAGAUACUGUCGUCAAAUUGAAUCUGCAAAAGCUUGGACUGGUCGCCACCGCCGCUAAUUCUUUGCAUGGAAAUAAUGAUUAAGUCGAUCGAUUGAUUCUAUUCCGGCAUAUGCUCUACCUUCUACAGCGAUUCAAAAUGUUUUAUAUUAGCUUAAUGUGAUUCCUGCAAUUUCAGUUUAUAUAUUAUUACAAUAUAUGUCAAACAAUAUGUAUGUGCAUACAAUUUCUUUUUUUUCCUUUAUAUUUGUUGGGACUA
This is a messenger RNA of Impatiens glandulifera, 875 nucleotides long. RefSeq names its product abscisic acid receptor PYL2. Gene Ontology annotation, molecular function: signaling receptor activity; protein phosphatase inhibitor activity; abscisic acid binding. The record is from RefSeq and is a predicted model, not a curated record. The transcript has a single exon. Lineage: Eukaryota; Viridiplantae; Streptophyta; Magnoliopsida; Ericales; Balsaminaceae. Bases 120 to 701 code for a protein of 193 amino acids. Gene Ontology annotation, cellular component: nucleus; cytoplasm. Gene Ontology annotation, biological process: abscisic acid-activated signaling pathway.